Molecule: messenger RNA, 483 nt
Organism: Vicia faba (fava bean)
Lineage: Eukaryota; Viridiplantae; Streptophyta; Magnoliopsida; Fabales; Fabaceae
Source: the annotation of a GenBank genome assembly
AUGCAGCGGAUGUGUGCGAUGGGUGCUGGCCGAAAAUGUGAUAGGCCGUGCGCAGAGAGUGAUGCAGGACUUUCCGGAGAGGUCUGCGUGGUGGUGCUUCGCUCGUGUGGCGUAGAUUCGGAAGGAGAUCGAAGGUUUGGACCGUCACGGCUGCUCCGAGCUGAAGGCUUUUUGAACGAGGAGGGGGGGGGGUACCUGCAAGGCACUCCGAUGCUUAAGUCAGUGGGAGUACUAGCAGAUAAUAGAGUUGAGGUUAGAAUUGAUCAUUACCUGACCCUCUGGAAGCAGAGGGUAUUUAUAGCCCCCAGCGCUGGGCCAAGGUUCCUUCACUGGGCCGGGCGGAUUUGGCCCAAUGGAGGAACUGCCAGGUCCUACGUGGGUAGUGGGGAUCAGCACGUGGUCCCCUCCCUGGAUGUGGUGCGUGAAGUGCGGGCGGACAGAGACGCGGUCUCUACGGAGUAUCGUUGGGGCAAUGGUGACUGA